CCACGUGGGACCAAGAGUGAGCCAAUAGCUGUUAGCAGGGGGUGUGGCCAAGUAAACGUCGCUGCCAUCAAGCCGUCAUGCUAGCCGAAGUAGUUGUUUAAACCGUUUUACGAACGAAUGGCUUACAACUUAGGUAUUAUUUUGCAUAAUUAGUUUGAUUUUCUUGUUGACAUUGAUAUAAGUUAUGGAAACGUGAAUUUCUGAGUAAAGUUUGCUGGUUUUGUGAGCCAAGAAGACCCGCUAGAUUAGCUUACUUGUUGAGCUAGCCUUUGAAGCUAGCGCGGCCAUCACGAGCAACACAACAAAUAAAGAGUCCAGCUCAGAAGUGAACGCUCGGACACUCAAGAUCUCUGCCACCAUUAUGGAGAAGGCCGAUUUCUUGAAAGGACUUCCAGUCUACAAUAAGAGCAACUUCAGCAGGUUCCAUGCAGAUUCUGUUUGUAAAGCAUCUAAUCGAAGGCCUUCUGUGUACCUUCCAACACGAGAAUAUCCUUCUGAACAAAUAAUUGUAACAGAGAAGACCAACAUCCUCCUGCGUUAUCUCCAUCAACAGUGGGACAAAAAGAAUGCAGCAAAGAAAAGGGAACAAGAGCAAGGUGAGGCGGACAGUCCAGCACCCCCGAGGAAGAUCGCCAGGACGGAUAGCCAAGAGAUGAACGAGGAUUCAUAAAAGUCGAUAUGUGCAUGUUUGUGUGAGUGUGUGUGGGAGAACGAGAGAAGUGUGUCUGUCUACACAGGGUUUAGCCAAGAAAAUGCAAUACAAAGACUAAUUCUAGAAAGAAAAAGUUGUAGCUUUUUUUUUUUUUUGUCAUGAGGCAACAGGAAUGUUUUUGUCCUGAAACGACCCACAGAUAUUUAGUGAAAAUGACUGGAGCAGAGAUGGUUUGAAUUUCUGUUUGUUGCUGACACUGAAGGUUGUAGGUGUGUGGGUGAACUACUGCUGUUCUAAUAAUGUUGACUAUUCCUUGUGUGGACCGGAAUACACUUGUUUGCAUGCAGGCUAAGCUGUGUGUGUGUGUAUGUUGUAUCGUAUGUGUUGUGAGUGAAUAGUCAAAGAAGUGGGUAGAUUUCAGAGUCAGACUUGACAGCAAAAGUCUCACACUACUUUUAAAAACUUUAACGUGUAGCCUUCUGUGACCCGGAGAGUCUGAUCUGUGUGAACAUUUUGUUACGAUUUUAAUUUUAUUAUGACUCGUUGUUGUUUUUUUUGUUUGGCAAUGAGCUUCCUGCCAGCCACAGUGCCCACCCUCUGAGUUUCACUGCCCGACUCUGCAACCACACGGGGGCAUUGCAGCAUUUCUCCACACCAUUGAAAUCUACAGAACCAGGAAUGCACUGUGACGAAGAGCACAAAGUAGAGCCGACUCUUCCAGAAUGAGACGUGUUUAUAGGGCGAAUCUUCAUAUCAGUGUUCUGUUCUCAGAGUUGUUCUCAAAGGUUAAAUGUGUUGCUAUUUUUCUUUGGAAAUAUACCUAUAGCACCAUCUUCUGGUUGAAAAGAGAAACUAAAUGUAGGGUUUUCUUUAAAAAAUCUUUUAGCUAUAAAUGAUAAUACAGAUGUUUCAAAUUACACUGCUUGAUAACAGCACAGAAACUACUGAAAGUGAAGAAAAGGGAAAAGAAUGAUUCUUUUUGUUGAACCUAUCAGAGCUAGAGUCAUCAGCCAUCAAAGUAGCCAUGUCUCUGCCUUUCUUUUUGGUUAAUAAAACAUCCCCUGUAUGGAAAAAUCUCAUAAUAAAGCUAACCCCUCGUUGCACAGUGGAUGUAAUCUUGCCUUGCAUGUGGAUCCCUUCACAUUCUGGUAACCAUCUGAAGGGUUUGUCAGGUGUGGUUUUGGACGCUUCGAGCCUCGAGGCCUUAAAAGUUCUCUUCCUGGUUCGCUCCCCCAGGGCUUUCAGUGGCUGCUCUGUCUGUUUGACAAUCCUGGAAGAUUUCUGUCAAAGAGCUAGCACAGGUGACCGCAGGGGGGUGUUUAUAUAUUCAGCCAUAAAUGCACAAUAAGCAUAAGCAACAUUUACCACCCUACCUUGCCCUUCUGGAUUCAGUUUGUUUUGAUUUUUAAGGUUGCAACAUUAAUUUCAUUUUCAUUUUUUUUUUUUUUUUUACAAAUUGUUAUCACUGCCCAGCAUUCACAAAAUUCUGUCCCUUAUCAGUUGGUGCAGUGAGGAGGGUCGACUGUGGAUCUAACCGACAUUGUAAAUACUGUUUUCUACACAUGAAACCGUGUUCUGCUUUCGCUCUGAUGGACUGUUCAACUACACCCUAAGCCUUGCCCCCAUCCAGUGUUAGGUCUGAUGUCCUUUUUAGCUUUGCUCAAUAAAAACUGGAUUCAAAAUGGAA
This is a messenger RNA of Oryzias melastigma (Indian medaka), 2339 nucleotides long. It is a transcript of the gene dda1, whose product is annotated as DET1 and DDB1 associated 1. The record is from RefSeq and is a predicted model, not a curated record. Gene Ontology annotation, biological process: positive regulation of proteasomal ubiquitin-dependent protein catabolic process. NCBI's taxonomy places the organism in Eukaryota, Metazoa, Chordata, Actinopteri, Beloniformes, Adrianichthyidae. The transcript is spliced from 5 exons. Gene Ontology annotation, cellular component: Cul4-RING E3 ubiquitin ligase complex. Bases 362 to 670 code for a protein of 102 amino acids.